This is a messenger RNA of Ostrea edulis (European flat oyster), 4102 nucleotides long. RefSeq names its product amiloride-sensitive sodium channel subunit beta-like. Lineage: Eukaryota; Metazoa; Mollusca; Bivalvia; Ostreida; Ostreidae. The record is from RefSeq and is a predicted model, not a curated record. Gene Ontology annotation, cellular component: membrane. Bases 220 to 1518 code for a protein of 432 amino acids. Gene Ontology annotation, molecular function: ligand-gated sodium channel activity. Gene Ontology annotation, biological process: sodium ion transmembrane transport. The transcript has 12 exons.
CUAUAAUUAGAAGCCACGUCAUUAAGCUAUACACGAAUCAGGAGGGUUUUCCACGUGUGUUUUGGCUGCUGUUCCGACUCAGUAAAAUUUUUGUCCGACGCAGCAAAAAUGUGUGCAACACAGUGAAAAAUUAACUGAUCCGCGUCCAUUGUGAACGAGAAAGAAUUUGUGCACGAUUAUGCUUUGACAGCGAAGGACUGAGAUCGGUGUCUCAGAAGGAUGAUAUUGUGUAACUGCUUACACCUUCCCCGAUCAUAUAUGGAGCCAACAAACACUGCUGUGAAAAACCGAUACGGAGAGCUGGAAUUUCCCAAGGUUUCUUUCUGUAACCUCAAUCCGAUGAAAUUUUCAAAAAUGGUGGAAAAGGAAAAACUUUUCAGAAUAAUCAAUGAAACUGCUGCGCUGACUAAAGUUGACAUAUUAGAUUUUGGAAUAUUUGUGGAGAAAUAUGUAAAGCAAUACCUACCAUCAGCUCCAUUAGGAAUCCAGUCUACCUCUGACGCUAAAAACUUGUUCUACCUGGCCAUGGGGGAAUUAAGUGCUCUUGAUGACGUAGCGCAACCAAUCAAAGAAUUCAUUGUUUCGUGCGAAUAUCAAGGACAGCCCUGCGAUCAGAAGGAUCUGGUGUCGUAUAGAGAUGAAUUUUAUGGUGUCUGUUAUAAAUUUGUCCCUUUGAAACAGCCAACAGUAGCAUCGCCAGGACCGCAAAUGGGUUUGACACUGACUUUGAAUGUGGAGGAACAUGAGUAUAUUCCAUUUAUUACUGGUUCUGCUGGAGUCAUUAUGGAUAUUGCACGGAUUCAGAACUCUGAAAUGGAUAGAAUUCCCAUCAUGAAGACUACAGGGAUUCUGAUGUCACCAAAUGUAGAAACGAACAUUGCUCUACAAAAUACGGAGCACAUUCGACUUCCGGGAGCAUCCAAGAAAUGUGCGAGUGACAUGAUUGGGGGUGUGGCGGAAUGUAUCGAGACUUGUGUUGGAACCGUCGCUGCCAAGCUGAGUGGUUGUGCACAUGAAAUCACUUAUAUGGUGGGAACAGUCGGAAUGUGUGAAACUCUGAGAGAGAUAGAAGAAAAUGAAUAUGUUCGUGUACAUCUAGACAUAGGGUCAUCAUGCACUCACUGCAAGAUCCCUUGCUUUGAGCAUAUUCAUGAAAAAACUAUAUCCAUGACUAGUUGGCCAAUAGAUUCUUAUAUUCCGAUUCUCAAAAAUCAACUAAAGGAAAGUGGGGUUAAUAUUACUGUAGACACACAGCUGGACACAAGUAGCUUAUUGAAGAUUCACGUGUUUUUCUCGACACUUGCAACAACCAUCAUAGAGGAGGAAAAAGCUUAUACGUUUGGGAACUUCCUGAGUGACAUCGGUGGUCAGCUGGGAUUGUGGGCGGGGAUUUCCGUUCUCAGUCUGGCGGAGGUGUUAGAACUUUUAGUUCUGAUCGUUGUGGGAUUCUGCACCAGAAAGAACAAGACUGCGAAUGAGGUCGAAUCAAUAAAAGACUUGAAAACAGUGUCCAACUAGUAUAUAUUUCUUAUACAUGUUUUACAAUGUACUUGGUGUAAAUUUUAUUUACAUAAAUUAACUGUAUGUAUAUAUGUACAAAUGUAUGUAUUUAAGAAAUGAAAGUAAUCUCUACAUGUAUGUUGUUCGGUUUAUAAUGCGUAAAUUUACUACUAUUAGUACAAUGUACUACAUGUAGUAUAUUUCGUAGUAUUGCACUACUAGUAUACAUAUCGUAUACAAUGAGUAGAAAUUACUUCGUUCCUUUUGAUAUACAAUGUAGCCCAGAAAAACGCGUUUGAUAUGAUUCAAUGAAUUAAUUGGUCUAAUUUACAGAAAAAAAUAAAUUGUAAAUGACGCGGAACAAUAUUGCCUAGCAAAAUAAUAAUGAUACCCCCUCCUCAUGGCAAAGAAAAUGGAAACUGGCCAUGGAAACAGGGCGAGCGCAAUAGUAAUUUUGUCUGUUUGUCUGUAAUGAUGAUGUAGAAAACAACAAUACCGAUGUGAACUGGGAUCAAAGUUUCAUUUUCAAAGAGUUAGAUGUUCCAAUUUCAUGUGAUGAAGUUUGUAAUGUAUUAUCAAAGAAAACGAAAGCUUGUAAAUCGCCGGAUAUCGACAACUUGUUACAUGUAAAUGAAUACUUUUGUAAAUUUUGCGAUAUUUUUACUCCAUCUAUUAAAUAUUAUCUUUGAUCAACGUAAAAUGGAACUGCUAACAACACUACGGUAGUAACUAUAGGAUUUAAAGGUUCAACUCUGGGGAGUUGUUUGUCAAAAUUAUUUACCUCUGUUUUAAAUAAUAGAUUGUUAAAAUGGUCUGACGAAAUUGUUGUGUCAGAUGUUAUAUUUGGCGUCAGUUGGCACUGCAGAUAUUAUAUUUGACGUCACUUGACAUUACAGAUACUAUAUUUGGUGUCAGUUGGCAGUACAUAUAUUAUAUUUGGUGUCAGUUGGCAGUACAUAUAUUAUAUUUGGCGUCAGUUGGCAGUACAAAUAUUAUAUUUGGUGUCAGUUGGCAGUACAUAUGUUAUAUUUCCGUUACAAAAUGUCAUUAGUAGAAUGUUAUCACGUAAAAAUUAUAAAUUAUCUUGCUGUUUAGUUGAUUAUCAAAAAAACUUUCAAUAAUGUUAAUCGAAACAAGUUAUUUUUAUAUUAUCUCGUAGAAAACGACUCUGUGAUCUGGUAAAUUUGUAAAAAGUGCUUUUCUCUUACGAUCUAGUCCAGCUAUCCUCUAAUAUAUGUGUUAUUUAGACUUUACUUAUAACUCCCUUCAUGUAUGUCCAUCCUCUAAGAUUCACUCCACUUUCUAUAUUAUACAUAGCUUUUUGUUAUACGCCCGUAUGGUAUACCGUCGCCCGUCUGAAUCUUGUAGGCAAAAUGCAAAAUGAAUCGUAAGCUCAAAAAAGACCUUACAACUUGGUACAUUUGAUUAUUAUGAUGAGAGGAAGAUGUCUAUUGUUUUUUUAAGGUCAGAGGUCAAAGUCGUAGUAUCAAUUAAUAGGAAAACCUCGUAGGUAGAAUACAGACCGAACAAUCGGAGCUAGGAUCUUACAACUUGGUACAAUUAAUCACCAUGAUGAAUUGAAGAUGGCUAUUAUUCUUCAAGUUUAGAGGUCAAGGUUGUAGUAUCAGUUUAUGAGAAAAUCUUGUAGGCAGAAUACAAACCGAAGUAUUGGGCUAGGGCCUUCAAACUUGGUACACAUACUCCCCAUGCCAAGUGGAGUACGCGUUUUCUUCUUCAACGUCAAAGGUCAAGGUUGUAGUAUCACUUAGUAGGGAAACCUUGAAGGCAUAAUACAGAUCGAACUGUUUGGGGCUAGGUCAAACUUGGUACACAUGCACCUUAUGCCAAGCGGAGAAUGCCUAUUGUUUCUUAAGGUCAAGUUCGUAGUAUCACUUAAUAGAAAAACCUUGUUUUCGUUUUCCAGAUUAUUUUUUUUUUGGUUAUAAUUACAGGUAUUGCCUUGAAAUUAUGUCAGAUCACACCUCUCAGAAAAAUACAUAAUCAGUUCACAUUUCAGCUUGAUUGGUGCACCGUAACCUACUUUAGGGCUAAAAGUAGGUCAAAUAGUUUUCUGGAUUUUUUCUCAUCAUAGAUACAGAUAUUGCACUAAAGAUCUAACGGGCGUAUGUUGUACCGUUUGCGGUACUCUUGUUUAUAUUUUGUAAUGCUGAUGAGCCGUAAGGCUUAAAGCCAACAAUCACAAUUAUUCGGCCGUAUCCAUACCCACAAACAGACAAAUGAACGAAUAAAUCUGCGUUUUACUAGUGAAAUUAAAUCGUAUGUAUUAUGAAGAUAGAAUCUUUUGAUAGCAAAGAUAUUUUUGUAUCAUACAAUGAAUAAUUUACUUAAAAUUAAUCAACAACAAUACUCCAAAUGAACAUGGUAUGGACUUUAAAUAUAUCCUUAAAGUUACCAUUUACAGGAAAAUAAAGAAAACAACAUGUUCACGUGAUCGUUGAGGAUACCCUCUUUUCCAUAGUCAUUAUGAUACGCAUCACGAAAUUUCUCCCGCCAUUAUGAUAUACAUAUGUACACAUGUUCGUUUAGAAAUGUUCUAGAGAUGUACUUGAAUUGAAUUUAUUAAAGUUUUGAUAUAAAUCUC